This is a messenger RNA of Malaya genurostris, 3240 nucleotides long. It is a transcript of the gene Gpo1, whose product is annotated as glycerol-3-phosphate dehydrogenase, mitochondrial. Gene Ontology annotation, biological process: glycerol-3-phosphate metabolic process. Bases 252 to 2438 code for a protein of 728 amino acids. Lineage: Eukaryota; Metazoa; Arthropoda; Insecta; Diptera; Culicidae. Gene Ontology annotation, molecular function: calcium ion binding; glycerol-3-phosphate dehydrogenase (quinone) activity. The record is from RefSeq and is a predicted model, not a curated record. The transcript has 10 exons. Gene Ontology annotation, cellular component: mitochondrion; glycerol-3-phosphate dehydrogenase (FAD) complex.
ACUAUAAACUACGUAUAGUUCGGUUGGGUAAAUGAGCGACCGGCUGAGCUUGCUUUAUUCAGUUCGCUACGCGACGUCCUCGAAACGAUCUCGUCCUCUAGGUUGUAAUCGGUGCGGGGGAACAGGUGUCUCCAGAAUUAUUCUAGUGUGAAAAAUUAUCCGUUCUGGUGAAUCUUUGUUUCCGGUCAGUUGGACGUAAGCUCGGAACGAUUGGCAGAACGACAUCAAACGAACGAAUCAAGACGUAAAUCAUGGCUUCGAGAUUACGGAAAAUCGGUAUCACGGCGGCAGGUGUAGCCUUGGGUGCCGCCUUGUCGACCUACGCCCUGAAAAGCAGUGACAUUUCACCACAUCACGUUCAAAUGGAGGAGGUUCAACGGGUUCGUCGCAAGCGCACACUGCCGUCCCGCUCGGAACAGGUCAAAGCCCUGCAGAGUGGCGAAGAGUUCGAUGUGCUGAUCAUUGGCGGUGGGGCAACCGGGGCUGGUUGCGCACUGGAUGCGGUCACCCGGGGUCUCAAGACAGCACUGGUGGAAAGAGAUGACUUUGCCAGUGGAACGUCGUCCAAGUCCACCAAGUUGAUUCAUGGUGGUGUGCGAUACUUACAGAAGGCCAUCCUGGGGCUAGACAUUGAACAGUACAGAAUGGUGAAGGAAGCUUUGCAUGAACGAGCUUCUAUGCUGAGGUCGGCUCCGCAUUUGACGAGACCUUUGCCGAUUAUGCUGCCUGUCUACACAUGGUGGGAGAUCCCGUACUUCUGGGUGGGCAUUAAAGCCUAUGAUUUCGUGGCCGGUGAUCGCAACGUCAAGAGCUCUUAUUAUUUGUCCCGUGAAGAUGCUCUGGAAUUGUUUCCCAUGCUUCGCGGAGAUAGACUGCGUGGUGCCAUCGUGUAUUACGACGGUCAACAGGACGAUGCAAGGAUGUGCUUGGCUAUCGCACUGACGGCUGCUCGACACGGUGCUGCUAUCACGAAUCACGUUGAGGUGUUGCAAUUGUUGAAGAAGAAAAAUGAAAGCGGUAAGGAGGUGCUUUGCGGAGCCAAGGUUCGGGACAACAUUAGCAAGAAAGAGUGGACAAUCAAGGCCAAAUGCAUCAUCAAUGCAACUGGACCGUUUACGGAUUCCAUUCGGCAAAUGGAUAACCCAACCGUGAAGUCAAUAUGCUGUCCGAGUUCGGGUGUUCACAUUGUACUACCGGGAUACUACAGUCCGGCCCAGAUGGGACUACUCGAUCCGGCAACUUCGGAUGGGCGUGUUAUCUUCUUCCUGCCAUGGUUGAAUGGUACGAUCGCCGGAACUACGGAUGCUCCGUGUGAUGUCACUCCAAGCCCGGCACCCAGUGAGGAUGAUAUUCAGUUCAUUCUGAGCGAAAUCAAGAACUAUCUGAACAAGGAUGUUGACGUGCGUCGGGGUGAUGUUCUGUCGGCAUGGAGCGGUAUUCGACCGCUGGUAUCGGAUCCGAAUAAGGGUGAUACGCAGUCCCUGGCACGUAACCAUAUUGUACACGUGAGUGAUUCGAAUCUGGUGACUAUUGCCGGUGGUAAGUGGACUACGUAUCGUGCCAUGGCCGAGCAUACGAUGGAUGCAGCCGUGAGAGCAUGCAAUCUGCAACCGGAACGUGGAUGUGUUACCGAUGGACUGUUCAUCGAGGGUGCUCAGGGAUGGACUCCUACCAUGUAUAUUCGGUUGGUGCAGGAUUUGGGCCUGGAGGUAGAAGUGGCGAAACAUUUGGCAAUUUCGUAUGGUGAUCGUGCGUUUGCUGUCGCCAAAAUGGCUUCACUUACCGGUAAAAGAUGGCCCAUCAUCGGCAAGAAGCUACACCCCGAGUUUCCGUACAUUGAUGCGGAAGUUCGCUACGGUGUUCGCGAGUACGCGUGCACCUGUGUCGAUAUGAUUGCCCGUCGUUUACGUCUUUCAUUUUUGAAUGUGCAAGCCGCCAGUGAGGCCUUACCAUUUAUUGCUGAGUUGAUGGGCGAGGAGCUGAAGUGGUCGAAGGAUGAAAAAGAGAAACAAAUCAAAGAGGCCGAACACUUCCUGCAAACGCAGAUGGGACAACAGGUGAACCGACAGCUGAAGGAGAAGAUUCCGAUCAAUUUGUCGAAAUCGGAGGUGGACCAAUACACGAAACGCUUCGAGACGAUCGACAAGGACAAAAAGGGAUAUGUUUCCAUUACGGACAUCAAGCGUGCCAUGAAAUCGUUCGGAGAUGCUGAAGUGAGCGGUGAGGAAUUGCAUGAAAUUCUACGUGAAAUCGACAGCAACAUGAACGGACAAGUUGAGCUGGAUGAAUAUCUUCAGAUGAUGUCUGCUAUCAAGUCGGGUUACAUCUCGCAUUCUCGUUUCGCCGCCGUUGCCGAACAGGAGGAGAUUCGCAAGGAGCAAGAACGACUUCGAAGGCAGAUCACCGUGGACCGCUCGGGUGGUGGUCAACGAAAGUAAACUAAAGCAUGCGGAUAAACCUAUCCCUGUUACUUAAAACUUUCAUACACACAAACAUGAAACCCAUUCGUAGCGUACCAAGGGUUAGAAAAAGUGGGAAGCGAAGUCAUUCCCAAUACCUGAAGAUUGCUGGUAUUUUCUCCCGCCCAUUUCUGUAUCUUUCGAUGUACAUACUUAUUGCAUUAUAUUCCCGAUAAACGGACCACCGUCGAUCCGUUGGAACGGAUCAACCUUGUCAAACCGUUGAUUUGGGACGGUGUAGUUGUUUCGUUACAAUUUGAUAGGAUAGGAAAUUGUCCCGCCAACUUACAAUUACUAUUUAUGAAUAUCAUUAUCAUUAUAAACGCAUUACCAUUGUGAAUCAUUUAACAUAUAUCGAAUUCUAUUCGGAAAUAAGCACGACACCGACAACACGGCUGUAUGACAUUACGGAUCACUAGUGUUUACCCUAGGAAUAAAGAAAGGCAAUGAAACCCCUUUUUCAUUGGGAUUGUUGUUAACGGUUACGUACACAGUUUAUUGUUAUUUAAUACAUUUUGUUACAUUUGGUGAGUUGUGCUCUAUGAAUGUCAUAAACUGACUAAAAGACUUUCGAAUAAUAUUUACUUACGGCUAUCAGAGUCGAAGCACGGAAUUGCGCAACAAAUUUCCAAACCAUCAAUUUACAUAGUUUUGUGUGCAUCACAGAAGUAUCAUGCCAUCAGCAGAUUCAUCUUUGUCUUUUUCCAAAAAAAAAAUUUGAUGUGAACUGACAUGAGAAAAAAAAGCAUGCAAUUGAAAUAAAAAUCUAUUUUAAAACUAA